AUGGCCGCACCAGGGGACCAGCGCAUAGCUGUGCCAAUAGAUGACCCCAAUGCCGACACAGAAUGGAACGACAUUCUGCGGAAGCACGGCGUCAUUCCUGAGAAGCCACCAAGCCCUACUCCCAUGAUCGAAGAGGCCAUUGUCGAGGCCAGGAAGAUCGCACACGAGAACCGCCUCGAGGGCAAGGAUCUGGACGAGUUGGACGAGCUCGAGGACGACGAAGAUGACGACUUCCUAGAGCAAUACCGACAGAAGAGGAUGGCCGAGCUGGGCGCACUGCAGAAGAAGUCCGUCCAUGGCAGCGUCUAUCCCUUGUCGAAACCAGACUACCAAAGGGAGGUGACGGAAGCAUCGAACAACGGCGCGGUCUUUGUCAACCUGACAUCGUCCUCGGGAGGGAACAACGUCGAGUCAAGAGUGCUGUCCGACUUGUGGAAGCAGGCGGCCAAGGAGUACGGGGACAUCAAGUUCUGCGAGAUGAGAGCCUCGCAGGCCAUCGAGAACUACCCAGAGAAGAACUGCCCCACGAUAUUGGUUUACAAGAAUGGAGACAUCGUGAAGCAGAUUGUGACACUCACUACCGUUGGAGGAGUGCGCAUGGGCAUGUUGGAUCUUGACAAGAUCCUGGUUGAAGUUGGCGCACUCCCUAGUAAUGAUAUGAGAGUCGUCAAACGGAGGAGAGAAGCCGAAGAUGCUGAAGAGGAGAGGCUCAUGGGCGGCAAGGGAAUCAGAAGCAGCAAACCAACUGCUAAUGACGACGACGACGAUUGGGACUGA
Messenger RNA from Diaporthe citri, 777 nucleotides. RefSeq lists its product as uncharacterized. The record is from RefSeq and is a predicted model, not a curated record. Gene Ontology annotation, biological process: protein folding. The transcript has 2 exons. The coding region runs from base 1 to 777 and encodes 258 amino acids. NCBI's taxonomy places the organism in Eukaryota, Fungi, Ascomycota, Sordariomycetes, Diaporthales, Diaporthaceae. Gene Ontology annotation, cellular component: cytoplasm.